AUGGACCUCGACAGGCCAGAAAUAUGUACCUAUUUCACCCCUGAUCGCUCGCUCUUGCCAGAGUAUCCCCUCAAUACCAGAAUACACCUCGAAUUCCCUGUUUACGGCCAGAAAGGGACGUUUUACAUUCGCAUCGGCGGUCGUCAGAUGUCUUCCGCACCGUCCCCAGAAGCUUCCGAGGGAGCUCCGGACGAUGCUGCCCCUCCACCACCAGCGCCGCCCACCGCAGCCCUUACAAGCACCAACCCGGAGCUCGACGUCGCGAAGCUCAAGGCUUUGCCGGCCGAACAGCAAGACCUGUUCUUGCUGAACUUUGUGUCGACUCUCAGCAAGCAUGUCCUGUCUCUUGCGCCCGACGACUGCACGGCGCAGCAGUUCUACCUGAAGAAGGAGAUCUUCCAGAUCAUCAACCUCCCCGCGCCCGCGCCUUCUCGAGUCGUGCGAAACAACCUGGGGAAGUGCCUGGGACACAUAUUUGGCAAGGGCGACAGAAAACUGCUGUUCGAGACGAUCAACGAGCUGAAUGCCAUCGUGUCGGCGGGCAAGUCAAAGUCCGACGCCGACAUCAAGGCGAAGCAUGCGGCGGUCGCGUGCUUGGGCGACGUGUUCGCCGCGGCCGGAGACAGCGCGAUAGGCCUUCACCAGCUGACGUGCAGCACCUUGAUCAAGACACUGAAAGCGUCACAGAACAAUGCGGGUCUGCGUGCGGCCAUAUUCACAUCCCUGGGCAAGCUCGUCAAGAUGAUCGAAAGCAGCCUGGACGAUAGCCUUGCGCGCGAUAUCUGGAAACAGGCGAGAAAUCAUGCGUCGAGCGAUAAAGGAUCGUUAGUAGUGGUCUCGGCCUGUCGGUGCCUGAAGAAUAUGGUCCGAUAUACGCCGUACUUCGACAACUCUAGCGACUUCGAGAGCCUGCAAAAGACGAUUUUCAAAACGAUGGACUACGCCUCAUCUCAAGCUCGACAGGCAGCGGCAGAGUGUCUCGCAGAGGCAAUGGUCAAGGGAUACUCAGAGUCUGCUGUCGGCGAAUCUCUAUCGAAGCUCAAGAGAACAAAGACCAAGAGCCUGAAGCGCGCAUCUACAGCGCCAGGUGUCAUGCAGGACGAAGACGACAUACCCUCGCGAUCGGAGAGCCCUGCCCCCACCAAAAAGUCGCAGGAUCUCUCUCUUUCUGUGACCGAUAUUCUGAGGACCCUAUCUACACAAUAUGUUCGCAUGUCGACCACCAACAGAACUCGCGCUGCUCUCGGCAUGUGCUACACCAAAGUACUUCAACGUCUUGGGGAGAGGAUAGUCGAAACCCACUACCUCGCCAUUGUGGACAAUCUCAGUAUCGAUAUCCUGGGACAUGCCAAUAUCGUGAAUAACAGAUAUAGGUCGCUGAUCUCCCGGCGCAUUGUCGACAUCAUCUUACAAGAUGUCGUUGGCCAAAAGCUGCUCGGCGAAACAGCUCAGUCCAAUUGCGCGAAGUCGAUAGUGAACGGCAUACUCAAAAACUACCCCCAGGUUUUGAAGGAAAGGCCUGAGCCAACCAAGCACACGUUGAUCGUAUCCUUAGGGGCGCUGUCAUCCUUGAUCAAAAGCCUCGGAUCUGCGACGAAUAACUUCGCCGAGGCCUGUCGGGAUGGGCUUCUUCAAGUGCUGCAGCAUCCAAGCUACACAGUCCAGGUCUUUGCUUCGGCUUGCAUGAAAGCAUUUGUUCUUGCAUGUCCUCAGCAGCUCCUGCCUUGCCUCUCUGUUUGCAUGAAUAGCUUGAACAGAGAGUUGGGUCUUGUCGCCGGUGGCCGGAACAACCCGCGCAAAUGCAUAGGCUUUGCCCAUGGUCUAGCGGCGACCCUGAGUGCUAGCCCUCUCCGGCCGUUGCAUGGCUCGGUGGACAUCAACAGCCGUGUGCUAUCGAUGGCGACCAACCUAUUGAAGUCCAGCGGCAAGCAGGAGUUGCGAGUCGCCAGCACACAUAUACAAGUAGCAUGGACUUUGAUCGGGGGACUCAUGUCUCUCGGUCCGAAUUUUGUCAAGAUUCACCUUUCGCAGCUGCUAUUGCUGUGGAAGAAUGCGCUCCCGAAGCCCUUGGCGAAGGACAACACCAGCAGCCGAAACUAUCUUGAGGCGUCUUUCCUCACACAUGUGAGAGAAUGUGCCUUGGGUUCAAUCCUCGCGUUUCUCCAAUUCAAUCAUCGUCUGCUCACCGUCGAUGUGUCUAAGCGCAUAGCAACGAUGCUUCAACACACGUCAGCAUACCUCAAGACAUUGCCAGCCAAGAAGACGACCGAGGACAUCACCCAGAGAUUGACGCCGGCCCUGCAGCUCCAAGAUCUAGAUCUUAUGGUCCAGAGGCGAGUGCUGCAGUGUUACAUCAAACUGAUCAACUUGAGCCCGGCCGGUGGAAGUGAGGCACUUCUUCAGUCGAAUCUCCUCACCCUUGCACUGUCGCUGUUUGCUGAUCCGGAUAACUACACGCCCAGCUCUCUCAGCGCAUCCAUCGCAAAUGCUGCAGGGACCUUUGAAACGAUAUGGGAUGUCGCAGAUAAUUCCGGGUUCGGAGUCACUGGGCUUGUGUCGGGCUUCAAUGUGAAGGACCUUCCAGGGCAGCAUGAAAACUCAGCUGAGCCCUCCCCCUUGGAGGAGAGCGGACCGGAGAGCUCCAUUGAAAGCCUCUUGAGGUCGCCCAUUUGUGGCACACUCGAACACGAUGCCUCGUUGCUUUACAUUGCUGGGUCCGAUGCGCCUAAUGAGUUGCCAGAUCCACCAGCCACAGAAGUGGUCAACAUGGCAAUUCAAUUGUUUGCUUUCGUCUUCCCCCUGACCCCCGCCAAGGUUCAAGAGAGUAUACUUGAACAGACAGCAACCUUUAUCUCGGCAGGUUCACUGCAACGUGACCCUGGCCGUAAGGCCGCAAUCAAUGUCAAUGUCUCCGUCGCGUUGCUGUCGGCCCUGAGAGUAGCUGUCAAGGAAACUCAAGCCUCAUCCGGAGAUAUCACCAACAUGGCCGUCGAGAAGCUUCUUCAAGAGCUGGUCCGAGGGUUUGUCAUCGACCCAGACCAAUACAUUCGAAGCAUUGGCUACGCAACUCUCGGACGGCUCUGUAACGCGUGCGGCAAUUCGUUCACGAACCACGAAGUCAAGUAUCUCGUCGACACCAUCGUCGGCAACCGAGAACCCAGUGCUCGAGCUGGCUGUGCCAUGGCCCUGGGCUGCAUCCAAACAAAGGUGGGCGGCCUCGCUGCCGGCUACCAUUUGAAGACGAUUCUUGGUAUCAUCAUGUCACUAUGCAAUGAUCCGCAUCCGACUGUCCACUUCUGGGCCCUGGAGGCUUUUGCCCUUGCGUCUGAUGCUGCGGGCCUUGGGUUUUCGAACUAUGUGUCUAGCACCCUUGCGAUGUUGGCACAGCUCUAUGUCUCCGAUAACCAUCACGCUGAAGUGAGCUCGGCCAUUUCUAUGAGCCUUGAAAUGGAUCUAUCCACGACCGCUGCCAUAGCGCGCUGCAUCGACUCCAUCAUCAAUGUCCUCGGACCUGACUUGCAGGAUUCUACGAAGUCGAGGGAAUUGAUCCUCACGCUCGUGAAUGAAUUCCAGCAAGAAGAGGACAUUCGAGUUCAACAAGCCAGCUUGAGCUGCCUGGAACACCUCUCACUAUACGCACCUGGGUAUAUGCAGUUUGAAGAUUAUGUCAGACUCCUCCAGAAGUACCUUAACUCGGAGUACCUGGAACUUCGAGACGUUGCGGUGGAUGGCCUGUACAACCUGAUGAAACGCAAUCCGUACGACGUUAUCGCGGCAGCUGAGAAGGGCUUCGAGGAGCAGCUCUGGCUCGUCCUCGAUAGCGCACCCAGCCACGAUGGUAUUCGUAACAUUAUCCGAAACUGGAUGCGUCAAACUUGCCUCGCUGACACUGGCCCAUGGCUGCAGCGCUUCCAAGGAGUACUGAAGAUGACGCGUCCAAAAGCCGUCGAACUGACAAAGGCGUCGGCCCAAAAGUCAGGACCGGCGAUAGAUCUCCAAGACGAGGAAGUUGCUGGGUUUGCCGCGGCGGCCGGUGCAUCGAAAGACAAGGACACGCCAAGUGGCUCGGAUGUCGAGCCGCUAAGGUGGCAGGUCGUUACCUUUGCCAUGAGUUGCCUCAAUGACAUCUUCGGUCUGAUUGCUAAGGACGUUGCGACCAACGGAGAGUCACCGGCUCAGACAGCGCUUCAAAGCCGGAUUGCCGACGUCGUCCGGAUGGCAUUCUCCGCAUCUACCUCUGGCGUAUUGGAGCAACGCAUUCGGGGACUGAAGAUCAUUGGAGACGUCUUGAAAAUGUUUGGAAAGACACCCGAUCCCGACUUUGAUGAAGCAAUGCUGCUUGAGCAGUAUCAGGCACAGAUCAGCUCCGCCCUCACGCCGGCUUUUGCUGCAGACUCGUCGCCCGAGCUGGCUUCGGAGGCUGUCAAUGUCUGUGCUGCCUUUAUCUCUACCGGUAUUGUUACCGAUGUAGACAGGAUGGGCAGAAUCCUCAAGACCUUGGUUAGCGCUCUCGAGAACUUCUCCACCGAGAAUGAGCAUGCCGGCAUUGGCGAUCUCAAGGGACUGAGUUCAAAUGCCCAAGUCAUGGUCAAAAUGUCGGUCUUUGCUGCUUGGGCUGAGCUGCAGGUUGCCAGCUCCGAGCAGCAGUACCUCUUUGAUGUGCUCAAGCCUCACAUAGGUACGCUUACGCCCCUCUGGCUCGAAUCGCUUCGAGAAUUCGCCCGGUUGCGGUUCGAGCCUGAUAUCUCCAUGACCCUUGGCCCCCCAUCCUUGUCUGGAAGCUUGGAUACGAUUUACGCAGCUCUGAAUCGUGAGACGCUUCUCAAAUUUUAUCAGGAAUCAUGGCUCAAGCUUGUCGAUGCCAUUGCCAGCCUGAUUGAGCAGGACAGCGAGUUUGUCUUUGAUGCUCUGGAUGGGAAGGAGACUGAUGGUCCCAACACCAAUGGCCACUCCAAAGGCGCUGAUAUCAAUUACCGAGAUGAGCCAGUAGCUUUCUUCUUUGUACUGUUUGGUAUCGCAUUUGAGGCCCUGGCAGCCAAGCCUGGUCACGGCGAUUCCCUGGCGAGCCGCGAGCAGACUCUGGAAAUCCUGCGGGCCCUUAAGAAGAUCCUCCACCCUAGUGUUUCGGGACAUGCUAUCUAUCGCGAGGCGAUCUUUUCAGAGACUAUGGAUCUCCUGGAUCGCCUGUCGCUCACAGAGGCCCUCGAUGUACAGGGUGUCAUUGUCGAGAUCGCGCGGGCCUUGUGUGUGGCACACCCUGCCGCAAGGAAGCAGGAAGAGCCAGAUACCGGAGAGCUGUCUGAGGACAUCGAGCAGCUCUUUGAGCUCACUCGCAUCAUUGUUUUGGUCCUGUCUGGCCUCCUCCCUAAUCUGGCUGAAGCAAACCAGCCGGUCCGACACCAGAUGACAGAGGAAGCGAUCCUUCUCAUCCGCACAUCCCUGAACGCACUUGUCGACGCGGCCGAGGUCUUCCCGACUGUGAUCAAGACCGACCUCCAUGCCUGCUGCAUUCACAUCUUCGCCACGAUCCUGGCUACGCCUAUAUGCCAGGACCUCGUCGUGCCCCAGUCGCUGCCCAUUCUGAAGCGGUUCAUCGCCACCAUGUACAAGUCGAGAACAGUGGAGAGCGAUGGUGGAAGCCAGACCGAUGUCCAGCUGCAGGGCUGCUUGCGCCGGUUCCUCUCGAUCUACCUGAAUGCUCAGAAGCGGGAGGCCCCUACCUCGCUCCCCUGUGUCAAGAACUGUCUUCUGGCUAUCACGAUUCUGUUCACCGGCGGCCGGAACCAGCUGCCGGCUAGUGAUCCCCUUGUGGUCAGGUUCCUCGACGAGCUAGUUGACUGCCUUACGGAUCGAAUGACAGCCCGCAUCGCCGCAAACUGUGUCCGCUCCCUCGUCCUACAGCCGAGGCACACCCCGGCCGACCAGACCAUCGUCCGCCACCUACUGCCCCGCCUUGUGGCCUUUGUCACCAACACGGAGCCCGAGGACCCGGAGCGGGCGCGGCCCCACGUCGCGCAGACGCUCAGCUCGUACGUCGCCGCCGUGCCGAGGGACCACGCGCCCAUCGCCAUGGCGCUCGUCGUGCCGACGCUGCUGUCGCGCGCCGCGAGCGAGGACGGGGGAGAGAGGGACGCCGUGUACCGCGAGACGAGCGCGCGGCUGCUGGAGCUCGCGUCGGUGGACCAGGCGGCCUUCCGGGGCGUGGUGGCGGGCAUGAGCGAGGGGCAGAAGGCGUUUAUGGAGGAGGUCAUCAGGGCCGGGAGGCAGAGCGCCGCUGGUGCCGGGGCGGGAGAGAAGGGUGCCGGUGCGGCGAAUGGGGGCGGGCAGCCGAGCAUUGCGUUGAAGAUGGACUUUGGGGGAGGGCAGUAG
Messenger RNA from Thyridium curvatum, 6369 nucleotides. RefSeq lists its product as uncharacterized. The coding region runs from base 1 to 6369 and encodes 2122 amino acids. Lineage: Eukaryota; Fungi; Ascomycota; Sordariomycetes; Thyridiales; Thyridiaceae. The record is from RefSeq and is a predicted model, not a curated record. The transcript is spliced from 2 exons. Gene Ontology annotation, biological process: intracellular protein localization; retrograde transport, endosome to Golgi; endocytosis. Gene Ontology annotation, cellular component: membrane; Golgi apparatus; endocytic vesicle.